CAGAAUCACUGAACCGCCUCGGAGAAUUGUUUCUCCCGACGAAGGAACCGUAGCCGAGUCGGCCGGAGCAAAAGCUUUAAAGGGUUCCCUUCCUUUUCACUCAUUCAUUGAAGGAAAAAAGAAAAAAAAAAAAAAAGGAGAGAGAAGCUGCCAUUGUUAAGUUCCCCUGUUUCUUCCUUCCCCUGUUUUUCUCCCCUCUGUUUUUCAUGUGCAUGGUGGUGGGUUAGUGAUAUGCAACCUGGACGUGGUUAUGGUAAUAAUAACGGAAGUAAGAGGAAGCUGAAGGAGGAAGAAGAUGAUGAUUAUGGUGGGAAUGGUGGUGGUGAGCUUGGUGUGACGCCAUUAAUGGCGGAAGAAGUGGUGAAGGCGGCUCCGAGGCAUAAUUUGAUGUCGACGGAGAGGGAGAUGGAUGCGAUGGUCUCCGCUUUGACCCACGUCGUGGCUUCCGGCGGCGGUGCGGACGGAAGUGAUCAAUUCCGCUACGAGAAUGACGGGUUUGGAUUUUUUGAAACUCCCUCUUCUGCUCCUCUCCAUCAGUAUCGCCAUGAGUUUGAACUCUCUCAACAAGCUGCUGCACAAUCUUCACCAUCUUCAUUCGCUGCACAAGGCGCCACGUUCAACGCCGCUACUCCUCCGUCACUACCACUGCCGCCGCCACCAGCAGCGCCGAUGAUGAGCAGCAGCACUACUACAGUGGUCUACGAACACACUCCAUCUUCGGGUCAUCAGACACCAGCAGAGGAAGGCGGCAGCAGCGGGAGGAAGUACAGGGGAGUGAGGCGGCGGCCGUGGGGGAAGUGGGCGGCGGAGAUCCGCGACCCGUUCAAGGCCGCCAGAGUGUGGCUGGGCACGUUCGACACCGCGGAGGCGGCGGCCAGAGCGUACGACGAGGCUGCGCUGAAGUUCAGGGGCAGCAAGGCCAAGCUCAACUUCCCCGAGAACGUCAAGCUCAGGACCAUCAACACUAGCAGCAGCAGCAGUACCGUGACUACUGCUUCUCCCAAUUAUGCUCACAACAACAACAGCAACCACCAGACACAGUUCAUGGGCUUGUUGAACAUGAACCGCCGCGAUCCAGCGAAUUCGUCUCAGCUGGUGUUGGGAGUCGGAGGGUACUACGAUCAUCGUUCUAUGCCAUCGUCGUAUCAUCAAUCCUCCUCACAGCCGUCUGACCAAGCAUCGCAGACGCAGCAGCCGUAUUAUCCGCUGCUGCCGGAAUUCCAGCAGACUUCGCCAUGGCCUGCUACUUCGUCGUGUAAUAGUGGAAGCCAAGGCGAUUCGCCUUCAGGAUGAUAUAGUCUUCUGGUUUCGGUUCUUGUUCUCAAGCAUAGCAAAUGUAAUACGAGAGGUGGGUGAUUUAGGUUUACAAUCUUUCGCUGGAG
This is a messenger RNA of Linum tenue, 1382 nucleotides long. The record is from the annotation of a GenBank genome assembly. Lineage: Eukaryota; Viridiplantae; Streptophyta; Magnoliopsida; Malpighiales; Linaceae.